Messenger RNA from Paramisgurnus dabryanus, 1960 nucleotides. It is a transcript of the gene shisa4, whose product is annotated as shisa family member 4. The record is from RefSeq and is a predicted model, not a curated record. NCBI's taxonomy places the organism in Eukaryota, Metazoa, Chordata, Actinopteri, Cypriniformes, Cobitidae.
AAGAUUUGGGUUUACCGACCUCCCGGCGCGUCACGUCACGGACGAUGUGUCAUUCGACACAGAUCGCAUGUUGAUCACGAAGCUACUACGAUUACGCAUCGUUUAAAGUUUUAUUUUUUAACAAUGCAGCUGUAAGCAUAUUUCGUCAGAUUUAACGGAUAGUGUUCUGGAAGAAGUAUGUCCUUGUACGCCGUUAUUCCACCUGUCCUCUGUAUUAUUUUCUCAGCCUGGCAGGUGGGCGCAGAUGAGGACUGUUUGUGGUAUGUGGACAAAAAUGGUACCUGGCACAAUGGUUUUGACUGCCCACUCAUAACGUUCUGCUGUGGGAACUGUCAUCACCGUUACUGCUGCCUGGAUGGCUUCAAGAUGAUCACAGAGGCAGGACAGAAACGCUGCAUGCUGUUCCAUCUCAGCCCCUCCACUAUAGCUGGCAUUGCUUCAUCCAUCCUGCUUUUUGUGGCUGCCAUAGCAACCAUGGUCUGUUGCUUCAUGUGUUCUUGCUGUUAUCUGUACCAGCGUCGACAGCAACUUGGUCGAACACCUUAUGAAGCUCAGCACAUUCCUAUGGCAAGUUAUCCUGUGGAGCCCAUGUAUGAUGCUUAUGGUAAACCUGUUGGACAUCCUGAUUACCAUGGUUAUCCAAUGGCGCCGCAGUAUCCUGGUGUCCCUCAGCAGUAUCCCAUGAUGCCCCAGGGUCCUUAUCCUCCUGAUGCAGGAUACAGCCAAGCAGCUCCUCCACCAUACUCCCCUUCCCAGUACCCAGGGCACUGAGAAAGCUCUCUAAGCAGUGAAGGAUAUCCCAUAAAGUGGCUCCAUGGGUGCCACUGACUUUUCUGAAUCCCUAGUAUGAGAAGCACUUUUAAAUUGAUUUGUGUUUUUAUUUUUUUGUGAAGUAAAGCAUGAACUGAACCUGGAUUGCCUCACAUUGGAGUGUUUCCUUGUUUGAUGUACAGCUUUCACAUAUCUCCAACUUAAUUAAAGCUACUCACAGACUCAAAAGACAUUAAACAGACUGGAUCGCUUUGCUGUAUGUGCCAUUAUGUUUUUUCAUACUCCCGAAAUGGAAAGUAAAGAAUGAUUUUUUUCACUGAAGAUGACCUGAAAUAUACAGAAGACACAAGAGGUUGGCAGUUUUGACUUGUUAUCUGUUUAACCAAAUAAGAGAUCGUAUUAAACUGUAAAUGAAAUAUUAUGUAAAUAAGAGAUAACUUAUAAAAAGAAAGAUUUUCAGUUUCCACAGUAAACCAGCCAAAACUUUAUGAUGUUCUUUAUGCGGCAUUUGCAGUAUGAACUGUCCGGAGUUACGUUUGUAUCUUGCCUUUAGAUUAUACAUUUUAGGCUUUACAUUAUGAAUGGUGGCAAUGAAGGUCAUUCUGUAAGAUGUAAUGUUAACCCCACUUUGUUUAGCAUGUCUUUAAAGAUAUCUGAUACCAACCAAGCCAGCUAUGAAGGAAACCAGAGGAAUGUUUGCAUUCUGUAUUUCUUUUUUAUUAUUAUUUUAUGAUAACUUUCUUUAUAGGCCUCUCAGAGACAGAUUUGUAACGUUUAUGACUCAUUAAAAGGGUGAAUUGAAUGAUUGUUUUUAAUAUUAAAACAUUUGUCAGAUUUUAAUUUAGAAAUUAUUUCUACUACCUCCUCAUCUCAUACCAGUAAAAUUAGUUGUGAUGGUUUGUUGAAGAACAUGUACGCUAUUUAAAUUAAUUGUAUAGUAAACAGAGUUGUUUUGCUAUGUACAGCAUAUGCUAAUGUAUUUGUCAGUUCGGAAUGUGAAGUGCAAAUAAGAAAAAGAUCAAAGAUACAUUUUUACAAUGGUGAAAAGUAACAAUUAUUUUAAACUUGGAAUAAACAUAAACAAUGCUAGUGUUUGCACUAAUUUUGCCAUGAGAGAGGUCUAAUUGAUAAUCCUGGAUGAGAAGUGUUGCGUAAUUCACUUUUUACAAUAAAAAAGACUUGACUUUUA